AUGGCAGCUGCUUUCCUUCGACAGCUGAACCAGCUCCUCCAGACCCAGCAGCCCAUCAUGGGAGAUCAAUGGACUUCUCUCUUGGCUGCUCAGAGCGAGGUCGCCAUCAGAACGAUUCGUCAAAGCCACAUCACAGUCGAGGAGGGUGCAGAGAUCUGCAGCUUGGUGCAGCAGGGCCUUUGGUCACACGAGCAGAAGCAGGCCCUGGGUGCAGCCGUCUCCCAGACCUUGGCAGGCAGCACUCCAGCAAAUGCCAAGGCCAAGAAGAAGAACCAGGAAAUUCUCAACUUCUGGGGUUUCUUGGGUGCCGAGGACCGGCGAGUUUUGUCGAGCGACGACACUCUCGUCAUGAGGCUGACUCACACUGCUCAGAUAAUGGCUCGACUGGAGAUGUUCUGGCCAUCAGAACAGUCUGUGGGACACAUCAUCAAGACCCUGCAGAGUUGCAACAAUAGUGGCUUGCAGAGCCCCGACGAGUUCCAUUCGGCUGUCGUGUGCCUCAAGAAGAAGGUGAAGACCAUGCUCAAAGAUACUUCCUGUGGCGAGUUCGUCGCCAAGUACACUCGGCCUGAGGAUCUUCCACCACACACCCGAGAUCGCUUCGCAGAUGCCUUGGGAGGUGAGCUGCCUGGAACAAUGGUGCUGGCCCGUGAUGCUCUUCGUGGCAGUAACAAAAGCCUCUCUUUCCACAAGAGCAACACUGCCAUGGUGCUGGGUGGUCCAGCAGCAGGGCCGGCAAUGCACAUGCCCCACACCAUGCAGGGUAUGAUGCAGUUCUGGGGCAGCAUGGCAGCUAACAUGUUCAACCAGCAGCAGCAAUUUGCGAAGAAGAACGAUGGAUUGCCUGGGUUGAAAAUCUUCGGCGACCCAGCUGCUGCCGCCUCCUCUGGGACGAUGGCCUCCUCGCCUGCUCAACAGCAGGCCUUGCAGCUUCCUACAGUUACCAAUGAACCGGCACAGGGCAGCGGAACAAAGCAGGCCCAGCAACAGGGAGUGCUGGCCAGCAAGGAUCCUGUCAGUGCUGCACAACAUGCAGAUGAAAUGCUUCAAGCAUGGAAGGGCGAGAACAAAGGGUUCGACAGUCUCAGUCAGGUCUUGCAGGAACUCAAAGAGCUGCCCGAGUUGCCAUCUGGGACGAGUCGCCGAACACUGAAGCGGGCCCGGGAUGAGAAGACUCGGAGCUACCAAACUGCUUAUGGCGAGAUCCUAUGCGACUUCAAGUGUGUUGCCGAAACUGGUGUGGAGUUUGAAUUUCCUGUCUUGAACCCAGCUGCAAUGCUUGCCUGGGCGACAGAGCGAUGUCGACCAUUUGGCGAGUUCCUGGAGAGGGCCAUGGAUGCCACACCCCCCAGCAUUCUUCAACCAUGGGGAUUGGUGUGGUAUUCCGACGAGCUGGCUCCGGGCAACCAACUCAAGCACUCGAACCGGAGAAAGGUCCAGGCUGUAUAUUGGAGCCUGCUCCCUUUGGGACAGCAUGCAAUGGGUUGCGAAAAUUGCUGGUUCACUCUCUGUGCCAUUCGCAGCUCUCUGGUCGCAGAACUCGGCGGCAUGACUGUGCUCUUCAGGCAGCUAGCAGCCUUGUUCUUUGAGAGACCUGACUUCAGAAAAGGUCUUGUGUUGCAGUGCCCUGGACAAGCACGUAUGCUCUUUGCCGACUUGAAGAUCAUCAUAUCCGACGAAGCUGCAAUUAAGGCUACUACCCUUUUCAAUAAAGGAGCCAGUGGACUCAUAUUCUGUGUUCAAUGCCAAAACGCCGUGGACCACAAAAGCAGCAUUGCUGAAAGGAGUCGGGGCAAUAUGGUGUCCGGCUUGGAAACCGACAUGAGUUGCUUUCGGAUGCACACACCCGAGUCUAUACGAGACACCAUGGACUUCUUGCGAAGGCAAGAGAGGGUCCUCAACAAAGACAGAUUCCUGCAACUCCAAACAGCAAUGGGGUUCAAUUUCAAAGAGGAUGGAUUGCUGGCACAUGCAGCAUACGGGCCUCCGGUCAUCGAGUGUGUGAUGUUCGAUUACUUCCAUGUCUAUUUAGUCAAUGGCAUCUUCAAUGUUCUGACAGGGUUUUUUCUUGGAGAGCUUCACAACCAUGGCUGGAAGCACAAUGACAUUGAUCGCUUCGCAAAUGGUUUUACCUGGCCUUCUCGUUUGCGAGGUGCUGCUGCAAAGGAUAUCUUGCAGAAGCGAAAGCCAAGCGAAACCUUGAAGUGUGGAGCCAGCGAGGCUCUGAACUUUAUGCAGCUGCUGCGACUCUAUGUGCUACUCUUUGUGCUGCCAAAUUGCAGCAGAGAUAUCCGGGACUCUUGCGAGGUUUGGUUGGCUUUGUGCAAGGUGAUUGAUGCUUUGCAAGCGAUCAAUGCCAGACCUUCAGCAUUUACCCCCCUGGAGUUGCAGCAGCUCAUCAAAAGGCAUCUCGAUCUGGCGAAAAGUCGGUAUGGAGAUGAGUGGUGGGUGCCAAAGUGUCACUUGGCAGGCCAUUUGGCGCUGCAACUGGCCAAGCAUCAGGUCCUCCUCAGCUGCUUUGUGCACGAAAGAAAACAUAAAAUCAUCAAAAAAAUUUCGAAUGAGAUUUUGGAUACAAGCAGAACCUUCGAGAGGAGCAUCCUGCAGGAUGUACUCCAUGGUCACAUGGAAAGUCUGGCAGAGGGUGUAUACCUCCCAGGCCAAGGAGUUCGCUUGGUCGACCCUGUGAGACCAGCUCCUGCCAGAUUGCAAACAGAGAUACACAACACGAUCCGGGUCCAGGGUGAAGUCUUCACAGCCAGGCAGGCAGUGCAUGGAGGAAACUUCACCGUGGCUGUCGGCGACUUGGCCGUGAUGGAUCUGGAUGGGGUCACUGCCGUAGGCAAAGUGGCUUAUCAUGUAAUGUGCGAGAAAGUUGUAUGGUCGCACAUUACCUUCUGGACACAUGUCCAUGGCUGUAUGUAUGAAGUCUCCGACGAUUGUGGCCUCGUGCAAACCCGACUGAUCCGGGCCACAUGCCCUUACAGCAUUUCGGGCAAUGCUGCCAUUGUCGCAGUCCCGCAGGUGUAA
This is a messenger RNA of Symbiodinium sp. CCMP2592, 3030 nucleotides long. The record is from the annotation of a GenBank genome assembly. Lineage: Eukaryota; Dinophyceae; Suessiales; Symbiodiniaceae.